CUGCAUUAGUUUAUCUAGCAUAUAGAGUACGGAAAGCCGCAUUUCUUUUAACAACUAACGCUGGUCAAACAUUUCCCAUUUCCGCUGGGGAACGUCAAUGCAGGCUUUUGUUGCGACCGGCGUUGUUUAGUGCUGCACCAUUUGGGGAUGGGAAGGUGUUUGCAGGGUGCUUCCGGUUCCUUGGCAGGUCACAUUAUAAGACAUAUAGGAUGGCGCUGCUCAGGGCAAUGAACAGCCUGGGAAGUAGGCAUGUAACCUCGGAUGUGCGAAGCUUUUGGGGAGCUUUGGCAGUACUGCGGCAAGGAAAUCACACAUUGCAACAAGUUCACGAAGAUAUGCCCCAGCAGAUGGAAAAUCCUUAUAAAGAUCCCCCCAAGAAGUGCAUCUUAUGUGGCGUUACUGUCGACUACAAAAAUACACAGCUGUUGUCUCAGUUUAUUUCACCUCACACUGGUCACAUCUUUGGCAGACACAUAACAGGGUUGUGUGGAAGGAAACAAAGAGCAGUCUCAAAAGCCAUUAAAAGAGCGCAUAUUAUGGGAUUUAUGCCUGUCACAUACAAAGACCCUGCAUUCCUUAAGGACCCCAAAAUCUGUGAACCCUAAACUCUGGAUGAUGUCAUGAACUCUAGUUUAUAAUUUGUUUUGUUAAUAAAUAUUGUUUUGUCAUAAGUGGCUGCUUAAGUAUGUAUGUUAAAAACUAAAUGAAGAUAAAUAAAUUCAGGAAAAUUGCACCAGACUUAUACAAGAUGCUUAUACAAUUAUUAUCAUUCAUAGGAGUGUGUUAAUAGCACUUAAACUCAGGCCUAAAAUAAUGACUGGUUUUAGCAUAUACUUAGAUGAGUAUAGAAAGUGUGCAUGGGCAUACUGAUAUUCCCCAGGGUACAUGCUUUAUAAGCAACAGCACCUCUGUAUGUAUUUUGAAAUGCUUGUAUUUUCUAUGUGCCAACAACUAGAGAAAGCUUAUAGGAUACAUCAUCACACAUUUGCUUUUUUUUUUAAAAAAACAAUAUUUGUAUGUGUUUCAAAUAUCUGCUUUUUAUAUUUUAUUUACAAACGGAACCAAUUUUUGCAGUACUAGAUAAUGGCAUGCUAUUGCCUCAGAAGUACUGGUGUUUAUAGAAUUAUAUAAUUUUAAAUAUAUUUUCUUUCUCUGACUGCUUAUAACAAGCUCUUAAAUUUACUACUCAUUGGUUUUCAAUAAAAGCAGCGGUAAAGGCUGUCUGCCUCACUUGUGAUGUGAGGAAGUGAAAUGUCUCUAAUCAAACAAGAAAAUGUUGAUUUUCCAUUACAAGUAAAUUCUUUGAAACUA
Xenopus tropicalis (tropical clawed frog) is the source of this 1311-nucleotide messenger RNA. It is a transcript of the gene mrps18c, whose product is annotated as mitochondrial ribosomal protein S18C. Gene Ontology annotation, cellular component: mitochondrion; mitochondrial small ribosomal subunit; ribosome. The record is from RefSeq and is marked validated. NCBI's taxonomy places the organism in Eukaryota, Metazoa, Chordata, Amphibia, Anura, Pipidae. Gene Ontology annotation, biological process: translation. Gene Ontology annotation, molecular function: structural constituent of ribosome.